Messenger RNA from Candida tropicalis MYA-3404, 453 nucleotides. RefSeq lists its product as uncharacterized. NCBI's taxonomy places the organism in Eukaryota, Fungi, Ascomycota, Pichiomycetes, Serinales, Debaryomycetaceae. The transcript has a single exon. The record is from RefSeq and is a predicted model, not a curated record. The coding region runs from base 1 to 453 and encodes 150 amino acids.
AUGGAAUCACCUCUAUACCACCAGUCAUACCAGAACGACCAAAUUCAAUUGGAAAAUAUUGAAACAUCACAAGAGGCUAUUCAAAAAAAUAAUGAAGAAACUGAUUUAGAAUUUCAAAAUAUUUGUGAAGAAAUUAAGAAACUCAGUGUUCAAAUUAGGGAAAUCAUUGUUCAAAUUAGGGAAAUCAACAAUAAAUUGGAAACUUCUAAUCAAACUAAAUCUGCUGAAGAAACCAGAAAUGUGUUUCGUGAUGUCUUGGAAGAAUUCCAAACUAGAUAUAAAAUCGCCAAACACCUUAAAGAUUUAGUCAAUCUUAGUUCAUUAUUGUUCUACAGCCAAUUGGGGUUUACCUUGUAUUGUACUAUGAAAUAUUGCGAGCUGAAUGAGACCAAAAUCCAUGGGUUAGUCGGAAUCCUACUGAUUUUAAUUUUUCAUAUCAUGGAUGUCUUCUGA